UCCUUUGUCCUGCCUGUCAUCUUUCUUAAAGCAGAGGCCAUGCCUAUCCUAUCUAUCCUGUCCAUGAUCCAGAAUAGUCCGAACGAAGAAUGUGGAAACCAAAAAAGGGAAAAUACUCCUACUGAAAUAAUUAUUUGUUAUUUUUAUAUUUGACGCUCUCGCGACUUUAGAUAUAAGAUAGAUAAAUGGGUGGUGGAUGGGUACUGGAUGUGGGUAGGAGGCAAGAUAGAUGGAUAGAUAGAUGGGUAGUACGUACUGUACUGUGUACUGUACUGGACUGUACUGUACUGUACUGGACUGGACUGUACUGUACUGUACAUACGGCGGCAGAUGCACAGGCGGGAGGGCGGAGGUGGAUAUGCACGGCGAGCGAGCGACAGCAACCCAGCGAGCGUUGCGGGGCACUAAUUACUGUAAGACUGCUGUGUGUGUGUGUAUGGCUGGUGCUUGCUUCUCCAUUCCUCCAUCCUUCAUUCCUUCAUUCCUCCAUUCCUUCAUUCCUCCAUUCCUUCAUUCCUUCGUCUGUACCCACUCUAUCCAUUCCAUCCAAUCACAUCCAUUCCAUCCAUUCCAUCCAUUCCACCCAUUCCAUCCAAUCACAUCCAUUCCAUUCAUUCUGCUCGUGUCCAAUCACAUCCCCCCGUUUUCACACAGACGCAACCAAUCAUACUGCUUCGUUUCCAUACUAAGCGAUCCAAUCACAGCCCGUCUAAUGCUACCUGUUGUGUUGCAUGGCGUCGGCGGGAUUGUAUUGCGCUUUAUCUAGAGUGCUGUACGGAUGGUGAGAUUGAUAUUGAUGGCUA
Messenger RNA from Pseudovirgaria hyperparasitica, 803 nucleotides. RefSeq lists its product as uncharacterized. Bases 242 to 766 code for a protein of 174 amino acids. Lineage: Eukaryota; Fungi; Ascomycota; Dothideomycetes; Acrospermales; Acrospermaceae. The record is from RefSeq and is a predicted model, not a curated record. The transcript has a single exon.